AUGUUACUAAAUGUUCAGGGACCUUUAUUAAAACAAUUGUGUUCAUUUUCUUAAGUAACCGAUCCCUUGAAUAUUUGCAGAGGAAUCCACCCGAACCAAAGCAAAGCCAUAUGCUGAUGCCUGCUUGUCAUAUGAUCAACUCUCCACCCUCACACUCCAAUAAUCACCACGCUGCCAACUGAAGCAGAGGGGCAAACCCUACACACUUCUCCUCUCAUUCAGCUUACUUAACGAGGGAAUACUUGUCAGAUUGUUCUUGUUCUUGACCUGUAAAUGGAGUCAUCUCUUGAGUUGUCAAACUCUAUGAGCAGCGUGUCCUCGCUUCUAAAUCGCUCCCGCACCUUUAAAGUUCUGGUGAUCGGAGACUCCGGGGUGGGGAAGACCUGCCUCACACACCGACUCUGUGCCGGGGAGUUCCCCAGCAGAGUGGAGGCUACCAUCGGGGUGGACUUCCGCGAGAAAGUCCUGGAUGUCGACGGAGAGAAAAUCAAGCUCCAGCUGUGGGACACAGCAGGACAGGAGCGUUUCCGUAAGUCCAUGGUGCAACACUACUAUCGCAACGUCCACGCUGUGCUCUUCAUAUACGACGUGAUCCGCCCUGCCAGCUUCAACGGCCUGACCGCCUGGGUAGAGGAGUGCAGGCAGAACUCCCUCGGACAUGACAUCCCCAGGUUCCUGGUGGGUAAUAAGAGUGACCUCCGUGACCCCCGGAGGACCGAGGGCCAGGUCAACCAGGACCUGGCAAUGAGUUACGCCAAGGCCAACGGCAUGUUGUUUUUUGAGACUUCUGCCAAAAACCCACCAGACAAAUGUGUGAUGGUUCGACAGGGUAAAGGGGAGGUGCCUUAUCAGCAGGACAAGCUGGAGGACAUCGUCGUUGCUCUCGGCGCCAAGUUAAAGAGGCAGAAGAAAGUUUCAGGAGCGAACGCCACGGCGUGCAACAAGUCCUUUAACGUGAGCAGGAAACGAGCAGAGAAGGAGCAGUGGGCAUGCUGCUGAGACAAAGAGGAAGUGUUGGACUUUCAGAUGGCAGAAUGUGACUUUUUACUGUGAUUGUGUGUAUGUGUGUGUGUUCAUGUGUGUUUGUGUGUGUGCAUGUAUGUGUGUGUAUGUGAGAGAAUAAGAAUAUUAUUUACGAUGUUCACUUUUGACCAAAGAUCAGAAAUGCAGUUUUACUAUACUUUCAUAUACAGCCCUACAUUUUUAAAGAAAGGAGAUGUAAUACUGGAAAUGUUGUGUAAAUGUUUGAUUUCAUUGUUUACAUAUCUGACAAAUAAAAGACUGUGAAAGUGUA
Molecule: messenger RNA, 1294 nt
Organism: Labrus mixtus (cuckoo wrasse)
Lineage: Eukaryota; Metazoa; Chordata; Actinopteri; Labriformes; Labridae
Product: ras-related protein Rab-33B-like
Exons: 4
Coding region: 274-999 (241 amino acids)
Biological process (GO): Rab protein signal transduction
Cellular component (GO): endosome; Golgi apparatus
Molecular function (GO): GTP binding; GTPase activity
Source: RefSeq, a predicted model, not a curated record